This is a messenger RNA of Myripristis murdjan (pinecone soldierfish), 6917 nucleotides long. It is a transcript of the gene camsap3, whose product is annotated as calmodulin regulated spectrin-associated protein family, member 3. Gene Ontology annotation, biological process: cytoplasmic microtubule organization; negative regulation of microtubule depolymerization; neuron projection development. The record is from RefSeq and is a predicted model, not a curated record. Gene Ontology annotation, cellular component: microtubule minus-end. The coding region runs from base 382 to 4725 and encodes 1447 amino acids. Lineage: Eukaryota; Metazoa; Chordata; Actinopteri; Holocentriformes; Holocentridae. The transcript is spliced from 17 exons. Gene Ontology annotation, molecular function: spectrin binding; microtubule minus-end binding; calmodulin binding.
AUCAGUCAUCGGCGGGGCUCUCGGUGGAGCUGCUUCCAGCGGACUGACUACACAGCAAUGCGGACGAAGGGCAAUAACAAGGGGAAUAUUCCGGUUUUCUCUAGUAACCCGGUGGGCUUCAUUAGGCUGUGAGGCGUAAUUUAAAGAGUGGUUUCCACCCCGAAACCGGCGAGAAAGGGACGUUCCUUGAACUGGAAGCAGCUCCGGGGCGGAUAUUUUUCCCCGACGAAACGCGUAUCCACAUCCGUAUUCCAGGCUCCUGUGCUAUGGAGUAGUCUGCUGGAAGAAUGACUGCUUGAAUUUUUAUACUGCCUCGUAGCCUUUAAUUUUUUGGCCACUACUGCUUCCCCCCUUUUCCCCCUUUUUUUCUACAGACUCGCUAUGGUGGACUCCAAUGCCAUGAGGAAGACUUUUGUAGUCCCGGACAUAAAGCCAUUGGAUUUGUAUGAUUGUACUAAGGCAAAAAUAUGUGCAAGUGUCGGAUGGCUGUUGGCAAAGUCCUACGGCAAUGCAGAGAAUGUACCUGUGGAGCUGCGAGACCCCUUCUACUGUGACCAGUAUGAACAGGAGCACCUUAAACCGCCCGUCACACGCCUCCUGCUGUCCUCAGAGCUCUACUGCCGCACCUACAGCCUGUUACUGGGGAGUGCCGGGGUUGAGGCACACCCUAAAGACAAUGCCGCCUUGCUGCAGCUCCUGGCUAAGAGAGGAAUAGCCCCAAAAGACCAGGACACGGCAGUGACGGAUGCUGACCUCCGACACAAACCCAUCAAAAUGAAUGCCCACCUAGCCGUGAUGGAUGCCCUGAUGGCUGUGGGUGCUAUGGAGACUGUGGCUGUGGCGAAGACGUGCGGUGCUGCCGAGCUGCUGGGUGGAGCUUCCGGCUGGGAGGAGGCUUUGCUUCAUUGGGUUAACGGGUUAAACCAGAAGCUAAGAGAGCGUACAGAGGGAUCCCAGAGUGACCCAUCUCAAGCCAGCACAGAGCCCCAGCCUGUUCAACCCUCUAUCCGCUACAGGAAAGAUAAAAUGCAGUCCAUACAGAAACCCAUCUUCCCAGUGGUGAAUGAAGUCAAAGACCUGUCCAGUGGUUGUGCUCUUGCUGCUGUCAUACAUUAUUACUGCCCGGGCCUGCUAAGACUUGAAGAUGUUUGUAUGAAGGAGUCCAUGACUACAGCAGACAGCUUGUACAACCUGCAGUUUAUUCGUGAAUUCUGUGACAGCUGUCUGAAGAGCUGCUGUCCCUUGAUGCUGGAGGACAUGCUCUACACACCACAGGAGCUUCAGUGCAACUUGUUGAGCUUCCUAUCAGAGCUGCUUAACUGGUUUGAAGUGCGAAGGCCAGAGUUUGUUCAGCCAAUAGACACAGCAGAUGGCUCCAGACCAGUAACACCAACUAGUUUGAGUGGUAACAGUGGCUCUCCAUCUAUCUUCAAGAAGCCCUUCCUCCCUAUUUCCUCCCCUGCGUCACCAGCAGGUGUGUCAGGAUCUUUGACUCAGUCUACCUCAAUGUCUCAUAUAGAAGGAGUUGGAAAGACAUGGAGCAAGAAACCUCUCAGCCGCCCCUUGUCAGCAGUGUCCUUCAGCAUUCCCUUUGGCCUUGACAGUGAUGUUGACAUCGUAAUGGGCAACCCUGUCAUAACCCGUUCCGUCAGCUCAGACCAGCUCAAUCCAGCAAACCAGACCAUGACCCGGGUGCCCUACACCCCUCCUGAAGACCUCAGCCAUUUGCUUAGCAAAGCCCCUGGUCCCAAUGGACCCCAGAGAGCCUCCUGGGCUACUCAGACUCCCAGCAUUCCCCGUCUGGCAGAGGAGAAUGGCCUAGCAGAGAGCGAGACAGGAGAGCUGCCUACCAUUGAAGAGGCCCUUCAGAUUAUUCACAAUGAAAGCAAGAUGGAGCCUCGCUUACACCCUGAUGGUGCUCCUGAUGGUUUCUACCUCCACUCUCCUGAUGACCCUGCUAGUUCUAGACAUAACAGCAGCCCUACACCCAUCAGCUGCUCCGCCCCAACACGCUCAGGAAUGAUGUACCGACCCACUGGAGAUUCCAGAGAACCCAGUCGCACCAGAAACGUCUCUGAAUGUUCAAGAGAUGAUGACUCUGUUUUGAGAGAUGGCAGUGUAGACUCGGAUGCCUCAGAAGACCUCCCUAAGGCCCAGUCCACCCCAGCGACGCCUGCAGCUGGUGCACACUCUCUCAAGGAAGUAUCUGAUAGUGGUGUGAAGAUGACCAGCUUUGCAGAGCGCAAGAAGAAGCAGACUGUGGAUUCUCCCAAGGCCAGUGAGCCCCAGGCUCCACAGAUGACAUCCUGGGCACAGAAGUCUGAAGAAAGCCCCAGCAAAAACCCACAACUCAAUAAUGAGAUGUCUGAGCUUGGGGCUCGGCUUGAAGAGAAGCGCAAGGCCAUUGAAGCCCAGAAGAAACGCAUUGAGGCCAUUUUUGCAAAGCACCGGCAAAGACUAGGCAAGAGUGCCUUUCUGCAGUUGAAGAAGGAGCAGCGUGAGGAGGAGGGAGAAGGGGAAGAAGUAAAUGGCCAAGUCAGCACCUCCUCCACAGAAGAGGACCUGUGUCGCUUGACAUUGGAAGAAAGACUGGCUCAAAUGGAGGGGGAAGAGCAGCAGGAGAAAGACAAACAGCGCCCCUUAGUGGAGGAAGAGGGUAAUGUUAAAGCAGGGCUUCGACCUGACAAACAGGUUACUUUCUCCAAGGACAAGGCAGGUACACAAGGGGAGAAGGGGGCUGGUACACCUGGUGAGAAGAUAGUAGCUCCUUUAGGGGACUAUAACAAUGCCGUAUCCAAGCUGACUGCAGCCCUGAGCUCCUUACAAAGCGACAUGCAUCGGCUGUCUGAGCAACAGAACCAGCUAAUCAGGAAGAAAGCUGCAGCACCUAGCAACAAAUCCUGGGUUAUCCCACAGAGCCCAAAAACCUCCACCCCAGCCCCUCCACCUGCACGCCUGUCACGAGAAUCAACCCGGGACCUAAAUUCUGCGUCAUCCUCUCCAUCGCCAUCCCGCAAAAUCAUAAACCACACUACUCCCCCUAAAUCUCCCCAAGUCCAUCGCAGAGCCCAGUCUGUUCCCCCUAAAAGCCCCAAACACCACCACACUCGACCCCUAGACGUCAAAGUCCCAGCCCUGUCACGGGUUCUCACCCCACCUCAAAACGUGGACCGCAUCCCCCACCUGCGCCGUGUAAAUCCCUGGCAGUGCCAGGUCCAGACUUCCUCGUCCUUCUCCAUUGGCUCCUCUGACAACCUGGAUGAGCUGCGCUCAUCUGGACCUACUCCUGUCCCUUCACCGACUCCAAUCCCCACACCAAUUCCCACCUCAACUCCCCUUCCUCCAGCAGAGGACGCACUGUCAGAUGCAGGCUCUCAUGAUGAUCACAGUAUAUUUAGCAUGGACCUGGAGGCUGGGUCCUCACAGGGGGCUUUGGCCAGGACAGAGCGCCCUACAGGUGGGGCAAGCAGCUCUGGAGCCCCGUCAGAGUGCUCCUUCGAGAGUGACGUUCCUGCAGCGGCAUUUAAUGGCAAACGCAGCAGCCUGAUUGAGAUCUCCCUGUCAGCUCUGAGAGGAGACGGGGAGGAAGAAGACCAAGGGCAUGACAUCUUCUCUGAUUCUAUGAGUGACAUGACAGAACCGGAGAUGAAGGGAGGAGUCGGUUUCUUUUUUAAGGAUGACAAGGUACGACCGGAGGAUGAGAUGGCUCAACGGAGGGCAGCAUUGCUGGAGAAACAGCAGAAGAGAGCAGAAGAGAUGAAGAGACGCAAGCUCGAGCAGGAAAAGGAGAAAGAAUCCAAUAAGCCCCAGUGGAUGAUCAUUGAAGGCUGGGGGGACAAAAACGAAGACAGACCUCAGACCCCAGGAACUCCCCCAAGUUCGUGGACCCCACCAGCGGAGGGGACCCCCCAACGCAGAGGAGACUUCACCAGGCAGGAGUAUGAAAGGAGACAGCAGCUCAAGAUCAUGGAGGAUCUGGACAAGGUCCUAAGGCAGAAACCCACCACAGUUCGUGGGGUCAAGAAGCAGAGACCCAAAACUGUGUUCCGAGAUGACUCAGUCCUCUCCCGUAGCCCUGCCAAGGGCUUCAUGGGUACCAAGCUGAACAAGGUGUACUCCCACUCCACCAUGAACCUUUCCUCCAUGGCUAAUGACGCUGGAGGCUUGGCAGUCAGGAAGUCUCCCAGCCGCUCACAUUCUCCCUCCAGACUGAUGUCACCAGGACGGAUGAAUGCCCACAAUGGGGAGAAGGACUGGGAGAAUGGCUCCACCAUCUCCUCUCCUGCCUCAAUCCCAGAAUAUACUGGACCAAAGCUGUACAAGGAACCUAGCUUUAAGUCCAACAAGUUCAUCAUUCAUAAUGCUAUCUCUCGCUGCUGCCUGGCCGGCAAGGUCAAUGAACCACAGAAAAACAAGAUUGUAGAGGAAAUGGAGAAGAGCACAGCCAACCACUUCCUCAUUCUAUUCAGAGAUUCCAGUUGCCAGUUCCGCGCAGUUUACACCAUGAACCCUGAAACUGAGGAGAUGGUACGGCUCACUGGUAUUGGCCCCCGCAUCAUCACUCCUGAAAUGGUAGAGUCCAUCUACAAGUACAGCUCUGACCGCAAGCAGUUCACUGCCAUCCCGUCCAAAACCAUGUCCAUGAGUGUUGACGCCUUCACCAUCCCCAGCCACUUUUGGCAGAAGCGCCCAGGAACUCCUAAGAAGCUUGGCACUCCCAAAUAGAGAUCUCAUCUCCAAUGCAGCUUAAGACCCCAUGAGUCAGGGAACCAACUCUCAGCUGGACCCUUACCCACCUCUAUGUUUGGCCAGUGUUGCACUUCAGAUUUUUUAACUUGUUCAUUACCCAGAUAUACUAGUAGUGGAUGGUUAAAGAGUGGAUAGGCCUGUUGCCAGUUAUCAACCUGGAUCCUGAGAAUUACUCAAUCCAUUCUAUACGUCACAAGACAGAGGACCGGACAGUCAAUCACUACAGUCACUUACUCAGCCGUUCCUCUUGCUUGGUCUCUCAGGAGCUUAUGAUUGGUUCUGCCUGGUCUACCAAGACUGUAAAAUAAUUUAAUUGGACUGAUACUGUCUGGAUGAAGAAUUCUCUUUUCCCUUACACCCCGCCUCCUCCUCCUGCCUUGCCUUACCCUGCCCCCCUGAGUCAUUUGUGUGACUCUCAUGGUGAGAGUAAGAGGGGACAACUGCACUGCCUUUGCCCACAGAACAAUAUUUUGGGCCUGAGUAGUCCUGCCCCCUCUCUAUUCUACUUGCUUUUCCUUUUGCUGCCUUUUCUUCUUCUUCCAGGGCUCUCUCUCUCUCUCAUCUACUGAGACAAGCAGCUCAGCUCAGAUAGGAGAUCUCAGCUGAAUAUAAAUAGCAGGUAACCCUGCUCUAUUAUGAAUGUAGGGCACACACUAACCACUCAUUCCAUUUAGGGGUGUUUUCACUGGUUGGUUAGGACCAGAAAAUACCAUAGUGGGUGGUUCCAGUGGGGGCUGCACUGGUACUGGUGGCUGCUGUGGUUGUCUGUCAGUGGACCUGCACACCUAUAAACUGCCUGUGCCCCCAUAGUUAAGAGUGCACUCCAUUCAGCUCCAACUUUCCUUCAGCUGUAGACAUCUGGAUGUUUUUUUUUAUACUAACUUUGACAUGUGUUUGCUGGACAAAUCGCUUCAGCCUUUGAGAGCUGAAAGAAGAAUGAAAUUCAUCUGACUUUUUCCUCUUGCUGUAUCUUUUUUUCAUUUUCAAUAUGUGAUGAAUGGAAAUGUUACCUGAGCUAAUCUUGAGAAACAAUACUGGAACAUGAAGGAGGGCGUUAUUGUGUUUAUCAUGACCUGGAUACAGCUCUGUGUGAAAAUGAUAAUCAGUGCUGAUUUAAUAUAUAUUGAAUGCAGUUUAUUGCUGAUUUCUUUGAUUUUUGACAAUGAUUUGUAUAAAGUAAGUUGACCUUUGAAAGCUACAAAUAAGCUAGCCUGCUGCUUAAGCAUUUAGUGAGAUGUAUGUAUGAAAAGAGAAUGAGUGAAUGAAAAUGAGUAGAAAUUGUCAAACAGCUGAAACUUGCUGAAUUCUUCAGUCUAGGGAUUAAUAAAUCCUGAAGUUCAUGAGUAAGCUGUGUCUCUUUAUAUGAUGCACAGUUUGUGUGUUCUGGCACAUAAACAGUAGGUUUCUUGAUGAAGGAUUAUUCAGGACUCUAAGAGCCCUCAUCUUCUCCAGAGUCCCUAGAGACUUCAUUUAUGAAUGGGGGAAUGUAAAUGGCCAUUUUUUUAAACAAGUGUGUCCAUUCUAUUAGGAAGAGGCCCUUCACUUUGCAAUUACUGGUAUCCAGGCCAAAAUAACCACAAAAUUUGUGGAAAUUUGGCCUUGCUCUCUCCCCUUGCCUUCUUUAGCACUACAGCAGCUGACCAGGUGCAGCUCAUAUGUGUCCUGUCUUGUUUCACAUCACAGACUGCCUCGAAAAAAUGUAUUGUGUAAAAGAGAUUCCAAUACAGUGUGAGAAAAAUUGUCAGAGCAAAAUUUUGAGAAAAAAAAAGGUAAGAUGCUUGAUUUAAAGUGUGCAUGAAUGAGCAAAUAUGGAAUUAGUGGAUGUUUGUAUAUAUGUGUUUGUAAAGAAUAGUAUGUGUGUAGUCAAAACACUAUAUCCUGAUUCUGUGCAAUUCUCCCCUAGAAAUGACUAUGUCACCCAGAGGUGUAUUUAUUUGGUAUGGAUUAGAUGGUGCAUUUGAUGUUUAGUUUCAAUUUCUAUUAUUUAUGUCCUUUUUGGUUAAGGUGGUGAUUCACUCAUUCAUUUCAUUCAUGUCUUAUUUUGUCCUUUUCUUUCUGCUCUGUCAUGACAUCUGUGCCAGCACAGUAACUGUUUGUUUCAUACACUGACUACCAAUCUCUCCCUGGCAACUGGACCAGACAAAUAAAAAUCCUUUUUAAAUCAUAAA